AUGAAGCGUAAAACACGUAAAAUGCACGAAAACAUAAGGACAACCCACUUUGAUGCGAAAUGUUACGAAUACUUUAGCAAAUUGUACCUUGCGGCUUGCGACUUGCGUCGUAAAGUAAUUGACACGUCAUGGGUCGAAGUAUUGGCGGACAAAGUAUUGGCAUGUAGGGGAGAGAUUUGGAAAGACAUCUGGGUAGCGGUGUCAUUUUGGGCGGGCAAAACUAGUCCUUAUUCAUUAUGGGCAAAAUUCGUCCUAAUUUGUUUUGGACGGGUGAAGUUUAUCGUAAAUCGUUUUGGACGAGCAAAAUUUGUCCCUUUUGGCAAGCAAAAUUAG
This is a messenger RNA of Loa loa (African eye worm), 333 nucleotides long. RefSeq lists its product as hypothetical. The record is from RefSeq and is a predicted model, not a curated record. The coding region runs from base 1 to 333 and encodes 110 amino acids. NCBI's taxonomy places the organism in Eukaryota, Metazoa, Nematoda, Chromadorea, Rhabditida, Onchocercidae. The transcript has a single exon.